Molecule: messenger RNA, 1137 nt
Organism: Punctularia strigosozonata HHB-11173 SS5
Lineage: Eukaryota; Fungi; Basidiomycota; Agaricomycetes; Corticiales; Punctulariaceae
Product: Creatinase/aminopeptidase
Exons: 8
Coding region: 10-1137 (375 amino acids)
Biological process (GO): proteolysis
Molecular function (GO): metalloaminopeptidase activity
Source: RefSeq, a predicted model, not a curated record
GCCCUCGAGAUGCAGAGAGCGAUCCUCCAGCGGUGCCGCCGACUCGCAACAACCCACUGCGCUCCGUCGCUCGCAUCUCCCAAGGCUACUGCAAAGUCCCUUAUCCGCCGGCCUCAGCAUGCACGCCUCGUCUCCUCGUCGCCCGCCCCUCCGCGCAAGCUCGUACACGACCCGGAGUUCGACGACAUAGACUCCCUGGCGGCCGAAGACUUUGGAUCUUUCUCAGUGGUAUUUCCUCCGGAGCCUUACAAUUGGGACGUGCACAACGCUCCCAAGCCCACCCCUCCGCUUGCUCUGCCACCCAGUUCCAUCCCUCCAUACGUGAACAACCCACGCCAAGUCACGUACCAGGGCCACGGGAGGAUGGACCUACACGGCGACGACGCGAGGAGGCUAAGAGAGUCGGCAGCGCUGGCUGCGAAAGUUCUAGACUGGGCCGGAAGCCUGGUAGAGGUAGGCGUCACCACGGCCGAGAUCGACGCCAGAGUGCACGAAUACAUUCUGUCGCAGGGCGCGUACCCAUCCCCUUUGACAUACUCUGGCUUCCCCAAGUCCUGUUGCACGAGCGUGAACAACAUUAUCGCGCAUGGCAUACCCGACGACCGAGAGCUUGAGAAUGGCGAUAUCAUCAACAUCGACAUCACGGUGUACAAGAAUGGAAUGCACGGCGACACCUCUCGCACUUUCCUCGUUGGCGAUGUCGACGACAAGGGCCGCAACCUCGUCAAGACCUCUCUAGAUGCCCUUCAUGCGGGCAUAUCUGUCUGUGGACCGCAUGUGCCAUACAAGGCCAUCGGACGCGCCAUAGACGACGUCGCUCGUCGACGCGGGUACUCAAUCAGCCAGAUGUUCACCGGGCACGGUAUCGGUUCCGUUUUCCAUCGGCCACCGUGGAUACACCACACCGUCAAUGAGGAGCCGGGCGUGAUGCUUCCCGGACAAUGCUUCACCAUAGAGCCAUGCCUGAUACAAGGUACGAACACAGAGGCAUUCAUGUGGCCGGACGGGUGGACAACUUCAACUCUUGCUAAUUCUCCACGAAAUCACCAGAACUGCGCAAGAAGUGCCCAAUUCGAGCAUAUGGUCCUCAUCACAGAGACAGGAGCGGAUGUCCUGACGCGCUGGCCAAAUCCAUGA